AUGCUCAUGAAGCUGCUGUGUUUUGCUGGCCUGUUUGCGGUUGCCGCCGCCGGCAGUUGCCCUUCAAGCACGCUGCAGCUCAUCUCCAAAUGCUACACACCCUAUCUAAAGUUCUUUGGAGCCAGCUGCACCUCCAAAACGCUACCGUCCUACACGGCCUGGACAAUUCCCAGGGAGCUGAUGUACCAAAAUGGAAGCAGCUCCGUGUUUCCGGUUUGUAGUGUGACAAAGACAUUGUACGCCUGCCUCGGUAACAAUGCUCCACUUUCCCUGGAUUGCUACCAGGCAAUGGGGUUGAGCGCCGUGGAAGCGUCCGUCUACCGAACCGACCUCUCCGCCAUGCAAUUCCAGUGUACCGCUGGCGUUAAUGCGCUGUACUCCACCUUUGACUGCUACCGUGCCGCCAGCGUCACCUACAACGCCGCGAUCCAGAAAUGUGAGACUGACUACGCCAAGAAUGUUCAAAGUGAUGUGUGCAAGGCCAUGAACACGAUGAUGGACUGCAAAUCGUCGAUCUAUGGCAAACAGUGCGGCACUGAAGCCAAGUCGCUGAAUUGUGGCAUCGUGAGGACGGCCCUAAACCUCCUCGACGGCUCGUGCAGUGCAAGCGGAAAGUUGAACAAGUGUGCCGCUUGUCAC
Molecule: messenger RNA, 639 nt
Organism: Mesorhabditis spiculigera
Lineage: Eukaryota; Metazoa; Nematoda; Chromadorea; Rhabditida; Rhabditidae
Source: the annotation of a GenBank genome assembly